Molecule: messenger RNA, 4470 nt
Organism: Dermochelys coriacea (leatherback sea turtle)
Lineage: Eukaryota; Metazoa; Chordata; Testudines; Dermochelyidae
Gene: BHLHE41
Product: basic helix-loop-helix family member e41
Exons: 5
Coding region: 1361-2722 (453 amino acids)
Biological process (GO): circadian regulation of gene expression; regulation of neurogenesis; anterior/posterior pattern specification
Cellular component (GO): nucleus
Molecular function (GO): DNA-binding transcription factor activity, RNA polymerase II-specific; protein dimerization activity; RNA polymerase II cis-regulatory region sequence-specific DNA binding
Source: RefSeq, a predicted model, not a curated record
UUUCUCCCUAGGCAGCGGAUGCAGCAGCGGCUCCAGAGCAAGGGCUCUCACCGCUGUGAUGUGGCAGCGGCAGGUCGGAUCACGUUGCUAGCCCUGUGCGCGUACCCGUUUGAGACAGGAUUACGGAGGAGGGUUUUUAGGUGCCAGUGGUAGUAAACGUGGGCUAUGCGCACACAUCCAGGGUUCAUUAUCAGACUAAGAGAAAGUGUGUGUGUGUUGGGAGAAGGGAGGGGAGGAGGACAGGAGAGGCACGUACCACCAGACGCACAGAGCAAUGGACGUUCACAGGGGAGUGAUUAAUAUUACAUUUCUCUUCAGUGUAACUCCUCUCCCAAUGUCACCCUCUCUCCUGACAACUCCUUUGCAACAGCGAUGCAGCGCGUGACAGUCAUAACCACACUAGAGCACGCUCCUGAUUUGCACCUAUAGACAUCAACUCGCUGUAAUCGGUAGCCUCAAAUAGGGUUCUUUCAAAAGGGCAAUAUUCAGAGUUACAGGCCGUUUCUGAUCACCUGCAUGAGACAGCUUAAACAAAAACCCUCCGGAUUAUAAAUGACUCAUUGAAAUAAACAGGCAACAUAAUCUCUCUGCACCAGAGAAACUUUAAAUUCUUUAAAUGGGACUUGACAGAUCUCAGUGUAGCUCAGGAAUAAAAGGACAUUUUUGAAUGCACCAUUUUAAUCACUUUCCAGACAGCUGAUUUGCAAAUUGCAUGUUGUCAGACUAAGGUCUCCCCCACUGCGAAUUUUCCUCCCAACGCGUUUUGCUUUUUGCACAGGACCACCACGUUGCCUCCGCUUUUGAAUCCAGCAUCCUUUAUGCUACAUGUGAAAUCUCUCCCACCCCUCCGUCCAUAAACUGGCCAGACUGAAGAGCAACCAACCCCCAGACACUAAAUGCACCAUGAUCAGGAGUGCUGCGUUUAUUUCCUUACAGGAGGAAACCUCAGCGGACUGCAUUGCCAUUUGGAAGAUGAAUAGCUGGACAAAUUUGUUUUUCUUUUCCGGUCGCCUGGAUCAGCUGUCCCCGCCUCCUUUCCCUCCCACCCAAACCCCUAGUCUGGAGCUUGUGUGGUACGUUCCGCACGUGAGCUGGGUGCUGGUCUGGCUGGCGACGCGCGUGCCCUGUGGCCAAACACUGAUCAGUGAGUGCAAACUACCAGCACAGUGUGUGACUGUGAGUGUAUGAGUGGGAGAGGGAGAGAGAGAGAAGGGAGGGAGACAAACUGCUUCACACUUUCCCUAGUGCACAAGAAAGACAGAGGCUGCAUGUGCACAGUUUUGCUCAAAGAUCUCCAAAGACUCUCAGCAUCCCACAAAUUCAAUCAAAAGCAACAACAAAAAAUCAGCUGUUGUCAAACAUGGAUGAAGGAAUCCCUCGUUUGCAAGACAGGCAGUUGCUAGAACAUGUGGAUUUUAUAGGACUGGACUAUCCAUCCUUGUAUUUGUGCAAACCCAAAAGAGGCAUGAAAAGAGAUGAGAGUAAGGAAACAUACAAACUGCCACAUAGAUUGAUAGAAAAGAAGAGGCGAGACAGGAUUAAUGAAUGCAUUGCUCAGCUAAAAGAUUUACUGCCUGAGCAUCUGAAAUUGACGACAUUGGGGCAUCUAGAGAAAGCUGUAGUUUUGGAAUUAACUUUGAAACACUUGAAAGCUUUAACAGCCUUAACGGAGCAACAGCAUCAGAAUAUAAUUGCUUUACAGAAUGGGGAGCGGUCUAUGAAGUCCCCCAUUCAGUGCGAUCUGGAUGCUUUCCAUUCGGGAUUUCAAACGUGCGCCAAAGAAGUCUUGCAAUACCUCUCCAGGUUUGAGAGCUGGACUCCCAGAGAGCAGAGAUGUGCCCAGCUCGUAAACCAUCUGCACGCGGUUUCCACUCAGUUCUUACCCAGCCCCCAGCUGUUGACUCCACAGGUCCCCGUGAGCAAAGGAUCCUCCUCCUCCUCCUCCUCCUCCUGUGCACAAGAUCGCACCGGGCAAAAGCUGGAGGCUCAGACUAACUGCGUCCCUGUCAUCCAGCGGACUCACCCGCCCGUGGAGCUCGGCGGGGAGAACGACACCGACACGGAUAGCGGCUAUGGCGGGGAGAGCGAGGGCCGGCCGGAUCGAGAGAAAGGCCAGGCGGCGGGGCUGCCCGGCCUGACGAUCAAACAGGAGCCGGCCGGGGACGAGGCCCCAGCGCCCAAAAGGCUGAAGCUGGAUUGCAGCAGCAGCGCCACCCUCCCUGCUGCCGCCGCCGCCGCCGGGCUGAGCCCGGAUCACCAGGCAGCGGCCGCCCUGCUGCGACCCGACGCCGCCCUGCUCAGCUCCCUCAUGGCCUUCGGCGGGGGCGCGGCUGCUUUCGGCCAGCCAGCCGCCGCCCCCCUUUGCCUGCCCUUCUACUUCAUCUCCCCCUCCGCGGCCGCGGCCUACAUGCAGCCCCUGCUGGACAAGAGCAACCUGGAGAAAUAUCUGUACCCGGCCGCCGCCCCCAUCCCUUUGCUCUACUCCGGAAUACCGGCCCAGGCCGCCGCCGCCUUCCCCUGCCUGGCCUCGGUGCUGGCGCCGGCUGAUAAGGCGAACGCAGCCGCCGCCGCCGCCGCCUCGGCCCUUCUGCCCCUUGACAUGGUCUCCCCUGGGCAGCACCUGCCCCAUCUCUUCGCCGCUGCCUGCGAGACCGGGCCCAGCCUGGACAGUGACCUUCCCUCCCCGGAAGAUCUUCUGCAGCCCGGAAAGGAAAGCCCCUGAACUGGGCUGCAGGACGUAGGAGUCAGCCCACCCGUGCUCCCUGGUAGGGAGGAAGAAGGAUCCCGACCUACUAAAUAAGAACAGCAACAAUCAGAAACAACCCACCCACCCACGUCGUGGUUUUGAAGGGGAAAGUGUAAUAGGUCUGCACGAUGUUUCUGUUGUGGUUGUUUCAUUUCUUUGGUGUUGUCUCCUGCUGCGUUUCCCCCACCCCUCACCCGACUCCGCUGCUGUAAACGAUCCUUUGCAUUUCUGUGUUUCACAGAGAAUCACAAAUUGUCUCCACGUUUACCGAAAGGGAGCAAAUAGAAACAGGCUUCAAAUGAAACGUUUUGUAAACCAGAGGGUCAGAUUCAGUUUCUGACCCAAAGAUGUCAGUGACAUCUGAAAGUGGGUAGGCAAAAAAAGUUGCCCUGGGAGCCACAGACUAUGGUUAUGGCCUCUCUCUAGAGUUGUAUAUUAAUAAUAAUAUAUAGAAGCAAAUGAAGAUCAUACAGUAUCUGACUCAAAGUAGGGUGGAGAUGCUUAACUUUAGAGGCCUCUGCCACUGCUUGAGAAUCUUUAAGGAUUAAAUUUGCUACUCAGUAUUUUUUUAAUGUUUGGCUUUAUAAAUGCAUAAAUAUGUUUUAAAAAAAAAGAAAGAAAAAUAGUAAGGAUACUCUUUUCUCUAAAGUAAACGUUGCACCUUAUUUGGAAAUGUUUUUCUGUAGUAUCUCUAUGUUCCACUUAGUAAUUUGCACUUGUUUAAAGAGGCUUGGAUUGGUGCAUUGUCAGAAUGGGGGAGAGGGGACAGAAAGAGAAGGUGAGUUUUAGGUACCUACGUUCGCACUUUAUUGAGAAAUGGACCAUGAAUGAAUUGAUGUUGAGCCCAGUCCUUCAGUGCUUUGAGUACUCAGAGUUGCUACUGGCUUCAGUCAGAGUUUUGGAUGCGCAAGGAACAGAGGAUCAGGCCCAUGCUAUGAUUUCUUCUUAGCUAAGGUAUAGAGAGGUAUGGCAAGUGCAUUUGUUUCCACCCUGUCCUUAUUUAAUUUCAGUAUUUUCCUGAGUUUUUAUAACCUUGCUUUAUAAAACAAACAUUUCUGCACUGAACUAAAAAAAAAACCAAAAUAAAUAACUGACAACCCUGAACUAAUUUUAUCCAAAUGAAAAACUGGAGGAAAUUAUUAAACAUCUCAGUUUUUAAUUGGAAACGCUUAGAAGAUAUGGGAUAAGGUCCCAUGCAGUCCUUCUGUCUCCAAAUAUCGCGAUUUCCCUUUCUGGAGACUGUACAGAUGCCAGAUAAUCACACAGAUAAAGCUUUAUUAAUAAGGCUUAAAACAAGACCUUGCCGAGAUAUUUUUAGUUUGUUGCCAAGGUAGCGCUGUGAGAAAUCUCACGUGAACGUUAUGUAAGAGGUGAGACACAACUGUCUGACUGAGUGAAUAAGUAUCCUGGGUCUGUUAGUCAGUUUGAUUGCAUUUGCUGCUGCUGUUGCUACUGUUUGCCUCAAACGCUGUGUUUAAACAACGUUACCAAAAAAUCUUACUAGCCUGCAGAAUGGCUGUGUGUAAAUAGUUGUUAAUACAUCCAAUUAAUGAUGUCUGACAUGCUAUUUUUGUAGGGAGAAAAUGUGUUAAUGAUAUUUUGAGUUAAAUAUCUUUUGGGGAGGAUUUGCUGAAAAAAGUUGCACUUUUGUUACAAUGCUUAUGCUUGUUUCAAGCUUAUGCUGUCUUAAAUUAUUUAAAAAAUAAAUACUGUCUGCAAGAAAA